Molecule: messenger RNA, 2169 nt
Organism: Tetrapisispora phaffii CBS 4417
Lineage: Eukaryota; Fungi; Ascomycota; Saccharomycetes; Saccharomycetales; Saccharomycetaceae
Gene: SPT10
Product: Spt10p
Exons: 1
Coding region: 1-2169 (722 amino acids)
Molecular function (GO): acyltransferase activity, transferring groups other than amino-acyl groups
Source: RefSeq, a predicted model, not a curated record
AUGAAUAUAUUUUCUCAGGUUGGUGGACUGUCACCUAACUAUGACAAAAAUUUCAUAUCAAAUGGCGAUGUCCAUGGUAGAGAAACUGAUGAUGGUGAAUUUGAUGAUUCCGUGAAUAUGAUGUAUCACACGCCUCUACAACCGCAUACACUUCUAUUGAAGGAUGGUGAGACUACAGCUACAAUGUAUCCAUUGCCUGCGAAUCCUGAAUUACUACCAAUAGGUUUAUUAGCUUUUUUGUUAGAUGAAUUUAAUAUGGAAAUUGAAAAAGGUGACAGUUUCCCAUUCUAUGAACCGCUGUCUUUAUCUAAAUUCAAAGAAGUAUGGUUUCAAAAGGAUGGCCAUAUUUGUAUCAUGGUAUUAGGUGAAAUUCCUGAAUUAGAUUAUAGCAUUGAAAACGAUAUAAGUGAUUUAGAGAAUAAUUAUGGUACUAAUAUUGAAACGAUGAGAAAUUCUUCGUAUUAUAAAAAACGUAAGCAAAGAAGAAAUUUAAGUCUAAAUAUACAAUGGGAAAAGCAAUGUUUAGGUUUGUUUUCUUUAAAUCCUGCAUAUCCUGGUAGAUCAUCGCAUGUAGUUACUGGGUCAUUUUUAGUUAAUGCAGGUAUCCGGGGUAAAGGUAUUGGUAAAACAUUAGUCGAAACAUUUAAUGAAUGGGCAAAACGACUUGGUUUUACUUCAUGUUAUUUCCCGCUAAUAUACAGUACUAGCGUUGGUAUAAGAAGAAUAUUUGAAGUUUUAAACUUCAAAAGAAUUGGUAAAAUCCCAGAAUCUGGUAUUUUAAAAGGGUUUGAUGUUCCUGUGGAUUCAUUCAUAUAUGGGAAAGAAUAUACACAUAUCACAAAAGGAAUGGAUUCCUUAAGAGAUCCAGAAAAAACAGAAGAUAUCUCAAAAUAUGAAAGAUUGAUAUAUUAUUUAAAAGUUAAAAAAUACCCACCAUAUUGUGAUAGAAAUGAAAAGGCGAGACUUCGUGUUUCAUCAAAGACACAUUAUUUAUUAAACGGUAAACUAAUGACAAAAGGACGCGAAAUUAUAUUUGAUCCAUUGAAACAAAAACAAAUUGCAAUGGAAAUGCAUUUAGUGGAACAUCAAGGUAUUAAUAAGAUUACAUCCAAAAUUGUAGAAAGGUAUCAUUGGAAAGGUAUUAAAAAUACAGUAUCUGAAGUUUUAGCACAAUGUCUAAAAUGCAAGAUGAGACAUUUAGAUGGCACAGGUGUGGUAGUCAUGCCAAAUGAUAACGUUCCUCAAGCACAUAUGUUACCCGAAAAUGCAAUAGCAUCAGCCAAUUUACUGCAUAUAAAUAAACCUUCACGUGGGAAUGACGCUGGAUCCAUGAUCGAAGACGCAAAAUUUAUUUACGAUAAUGAUUUAAGUGACGUAGAUGGAGGGGUUAAUGUCCCCAUGAAUUAUAACCAUUUACAAUCAAAUACAAACAUGCAUAAGAAUACUAGUUCUAAAAUGACUAUUCAUAAAUAUAAUAAUAAUAAUAGUACAAAUAAUAAUGGUAACAGUACUGAUAAUGAUAAUAACGAUAAUGACAACAAUAUUGAACAUAAUGGUGACAAGAGUAUGAGUAAACGUUCUGACAUAAAUUCAAAUGGGAAAACCGUUUCACCAAUGAUGGAUGAAGAUGAGGAGUUUUAUCAUUCUUCAACAUUAUCACAAAUGGCAGCUGCAGCAGUACGAAAUCUACAAAACGAAACCGAAAAAGAUGAAAUCAUCGAACCUACACCACCAGAUUCAUUAAAUAAUAACAUUACAUUACCGACUCCAUUUUUAUCACCAACAUCUUCGAACACCACUAAUAAGCACAAAAUGAAAUUAUCAAAUGAAAAUAAUACAAAACUAAUGUCGGAGACUGCAAUGCGAACGAAUGCGGUAAUUGAAAGGAGAGAUAUACAACUUGCAAAUGAAGAAGAUGAAGACUUAAUGCAAGAAGAAAAUCCGGCGAAUCAAGAAGUAGAAAUGAAUUCAUUUAACAGAUUUAUUGGAGAAGAGAAUGAUAGAAGAAAAAGGAAAUAUCUGGAGGUUGCAGAAGUUGCACUUCCACACCAUAACAAUAAAAAUAGAAGGAAACAUAAUAAUACUACCAGCAGUACAGAAAGUCGUAAUCAUCAUCAUCAGCAGCAUAAAAAAAAAAGAAUUCUUCUAAUAACAGCGGUAGCAAUAUAA